AUGGACCCGUUUCUCUUCGUUCCAAUUGAGGUUCGUCAGGCCGUUCUGGAGGAAUUGCCCACACUUCGAGACUUGCAGUCAGCAAUCCUAGCUGGCCGACCCCUGCUCGAUGCGCACCUGGCAAGCAGACGACUUAUUCGCCACCGCGUCUUCUUAAACCAGUACCACGACCUUGAAGCCAGAAAUAGCUCUGAGAAGGGGGGAAAGAACAGUUCUUUCGCUGUCGUCAGCCGCUGGAUCAAACAAUUGUCUGAAAAAGACCCAUACGACGGUCUUCUCCUCCGAGAAGCCAUCUGGCCCCACUUGUUGGCCCACCAGGAGCUGAACAACCGCACGUGCAAGGGAGACGAUCAUGUAGAGGUCUUCUGCUCGUGGGCCGAGCAACUUGCGCUCUCUUUUCGACAAUUUCACAGCGAGGAAAAAGCAAGGCACAUCGAAGCACAGACAUUACGUCUCGUGCCUGCCAACAGUCUUCACCUCAGCGAGCCAUGGCUUAAGUGGUUGCAGGCAACCAUCACCGCUUGCACGCACCAAGGCGACUACGGCUAUGCAGCGUGGAUAUGCAAAGAGAUGUGGUCUCGCUUCAACGGCGAUGGUCCGGACCACCGCCACAAGCCUGGAUUAGAUGGGCUCGCACUGGUCAGAGUGACCUCGACACUCUGUCGCCGCCAAGACGGUGCUGCGGCCUCGGAUGCAUUGUCCACGGAAGAAGUCAAUUCAGCACUCCGCUUGGCUUGGGGAUUUCUCCGUGUGCAGUUUGCCGGCGGUGGCCCCAUUCUUCAACCCGGAAUGUUCUGUUACCGGUGCCUUGACGCUGCCAAGUUGCUCAUCGAAGGGGCCCAAAUUUCCCGCGAUGCUGUCGAACCGGGUCUGCCUCAUUUGGAAAGAGUUUGGCAGGGUAUUCGACCAAGGGGUAUGGCCUUCAAUGCCUGGUCACACCUCUUCGUGGACAGCCAUGCCGACCGACUCGAAGGCGUUUUCAAAGUCUGGACGAGGCUUCAAGAGGACAGACCGGAAGCGUUCCUACAGGAUGUCGAUCUCGACUGGGCCAGAGAUAUCAUCUGCUUGCUUCGAAAGAGGGGCGCAAUGGAACAGAGUCUCUCUUUUCAGGCAGAAGUUUUCGAUUUAAUGUCUCCGGAUGACCACCAAUAUUGCGCCUUUGGCCGAAACCUUGCAGAUGCAUAUCUGAAAAAUGGCCAGAUCGAGCAAGCCAUUGGCGUGAGGGAAAAGGUAUUUGAUGAAUUACCCAUUACCUCGGCUGUUCGUCCCUCAUGGAUUACAGUGUUGGCUCGUCUGUACAAAAAGAUCGGCCGGGACGAAGAUGCAGCGCGUCUUUCAGAGCCUCUGUACGAGAAAAUGUAA
This is a messenger RNA of Diaporthe amygdali, 1362 nucleotides long. RefSeq lists its product as uncharacterized. The record is from RefSeq and is a predicted model, not a curated record. Gene Ontology annotation, molecular function: protein binding. The transcript has a single exon. Bases 1 to 1362 code for a protein of 453 amino acids. Lineage: Eukaryota; Fungi; Ascomycota; Sordariomycetes; Diaporthales; Diaporthaceae.